Strongylus vulgaris is the source of this 590-nucleotide messenger RNA. Lineage: Eukaryota; Metazoa; Nematoda; Chromadorea; Rhabditida; Strongylidae. The record is from the annotation of a GenBank genome assembly.
AUGCUUUGGGUGAAUCUGAUCAUGGACACACUUGCUUCGCUUGCUUUGGCAACUGAAAUGCCCACGGAAGAACUGUUGAAGAGAAAGCCAUAUGGGCGUACAAGUCCUCUGAUUUCUCGCACGAUGAGCAAAAAUAUCCUUGGUCACGCCGCAUAUCAGCUUGUAGUGCUGUUUGUAUUAAUUUUCUAUGGAGAGAAGCUCUUUGAUAUUCCAUCUGGACGAUGGGCUCCACUUCAUGCUCCUCCUUCUAUCCAUUUUACUAUCGUAUUUAAUACGUUUGUCAUGAUGACGCUCUUCAACGAGAUAAACGCAAGAAAAAUUCACGGCGAAAGGAAUGUCUUUUCUGGCCUUUUCUCAAAUGCAAUCUACUACAUAAUCUGGAUAGCGACAUUUGUGGCGCAAAUCCUCAUCGUACAGUUUGGUGGUCGUUGGUUUAGUACCGCGUCGUUGAACAUUGAGCAGUGGUUGUGGUGUUUGGCCCUAGGGAUUGGCACAUUGCUAUGGGGACAGGUCGGUUGUUAUCAAGGUGUUAUUCCAAACAAUGUUUUUUUCUUGUACUUUCAAGAGUCUUUCUCCAGAAUUUUGUGAAU